AUGAGUCGGCCGGAGCACCUUCUCCCCGCGGACGUUUAUUAUGGAAAAGAGGAGACGCAGCGCUACGCCCGCAGCUCCCGCAUGCAUGCAGUGCAGCGGCAGCUGGCAGAAAGGGCUCUGGAAAUGCUGCUGCUGCCGGAGAACGAGAGCUGCCUUGUCUUAGACCUGGGAUUUGGCUGCGGCAUGAGCGGCUCUGCUGUUUCUGAGAAGGGCCAUUUCGUAGUUGGACUUGACAUCUCAAGACACAUGCUAGAGGAAGCCAGAGAAUUGGAAAACCUGGAAACUGCAGAUGCUCUGCUAGCGGACUUGGGAAAACCCUUCUACUUUAGGCCAGGCACGUUCGACGGGGCCAUUUCUAUCAGUGCCAUUCAGUGGCUUUGUUCAGACAUUAAGUCUGAUAUAGCCGACGCUCUACGUACACCCGAAAACACAGCAGCAGCAGCAGCAGCAGCGGGAGCAGCAGGGGGGAGCAGCGGCGGGGAAGAGGACAUGGACGAGGAUGAGGCUUCGGACCAGCAGCAGCUGCUGCUGCAGCAGCAGCAGCGGCAGCGCAGGCCUGCACUCCCUGCUUCUGCCUACAGACGCCAAACUUGCUUCUUUGAACAUCUCGCGAGAGCUCUGAAGCCCGGAGCCCGAGCAGCCUUACAGUUUUACCCAGACAGCGCGGAGCAGCUCGAAAGCCUGACUUCUGCUGCGCUGCGCAGCGGCUUCGAGGGUGGCCUUGUAGUUGACUUUCCCAAUUCAACCAGAGCCAAAAAGUACUUCUUAUGUUUGUGGCUGCCAGGAGGCCACGCGCGGAAGCUGCAGCAGCUGCCGAAAGCCCUGGGCACUUCUGCGAUUAUCAACGAAGGAAGAGAACGGCCUCUAGUGUCUGGGCGAAGAGCGAAGAAACAAAUUUCUAAGAAGGAAUGGAUCGCCAAGAAGAAAGAGAAGCAAAGCAUGAAGGGAAAGAAAGUUCGGCCAGACUCGAAGUACUCGGGAAGAAAAAGAAAAGACAAAUUUUGA
Molecule: messenger RNA, 1005 nt
Organism: Eimeria tenella
Lineage: Eukaryota; Apicomplexa; Conoidasida; Eucoccidiorida; Eimeriidae
Exons: 9
Coding region: 1-1005 (334 amino acids)
Biological process (GO): rRNA (guanine-N7)-methylation
Cellular component (GO): nucleolus
Molecular function (GO): rRNA (guanine) methyltransferase activity
Source: RefSeq, a predicted model, not a curated record